Molecule: messenger RNA, 3164 nt
Organism: Patiria miniata (bat star)
Lineage: Eukaryota; Metazoa; Echinodermata; Asteroidea; Valvatida; Asterinidae
Product: putative RNA-binding protein Luc7-like 1
Exons: 10
Coding region: 335-1546 (403 amino acids)
Biological process (GO): mRNA splice site recognition
Cellular component (GO): U2-type prespliceosome; U1 snRNP
Molecular function (GO): mRNA binding
Source: RefSeq, a predicted model, not a curated record
CUGCGUAAAGGUGGUGGUGUGGUGUUUUUUUUCUCCGUAAAACAGAAUUUUACUCAAAAUAUUUGAUAGUUUACCGGAACCAAAAUAAACAUGUCUGCCCAGGAGCAGAUGCGUAAAAUGCUCGACGAGCUUAUGGGAACAACCAGGAAUGCUUUCUUUGGCCCGUCUGUUGUAGGAUCACAAUGUUUGACAGCAUCAAAAGAAAGUGUCUUCUAUUACGACAAGCAGUUGCCGUGAGGAGGAAGCCAUCAACCAUGUCAGCUUUGAGAGUCCACGGGUCUGCCGUGCGUUCCUGCUCAACGCUUGCCCUCAUGAUAUCCUGGAAGGCACGAGAAUGGACCUGGGUGCUUGCAACAAGGUUCACGACCCAGCGCUGCGUGCUGACUAUGAAAGCGCCUCCCAAAAUAGGGAAUACGGCUAUGAUGUGGAUGCUAUGCAGCAGUUGAGUGUCUUCAUUGCUGAGUGUGAUCACCGCACAGAGAUUGCCAAGAAACGACUGGCCGAGACCCAAGAGUCUCUCAGCCAAGAAGUGAAUUCCAAGGCAAAUCGCGUCCAUCUCCUGGCCGAGGAGAUUGGCAAGAAGCUGGCUGAUGCCGAAGCCAUGGGAGAGAAGGGAGACGUGGAGGAGUCUAUGAAGAUCAUGGCCGAGGUGGAAGAAAUCAAGAAGAAAAAGUUUGAGGCAGAGGAGGAGUACAAGAACUCAAUGCCGGCAUCCACCUAUCAGCAGCAGAAGCUGCGGGUCUGCGAGGUCUGCUCGGCCUACCUGGGACUGCAGGACAACGAUCGCAGACUGGCCGAUCACUUCGGCGGCAAACUCCACCUGGGCUUCAUCGAGAUCCGAGAAAAACUGCAGGACUUGAGAACCCGAGUUGCUGAGAAGAAGGAAGCCUACGAAGCUGAGCGAGCCGAACGGAGGAAGGCCCAGGAACAGGAACGUCUGGACAGAGAGAAGGAGCGAGAGAAGGAACGUAGGGAACGCAGGAGGAGGUCUCGUUCACGUUCCGGUUCCCGAUCAACCAGACGACGCUCACGGUCUCGCUCAAGGAAACGCUCCAGGUCACGAUCCAGAGAACGCCGUCGCAGGUCACGAUCACGCUCCCGAGACAGACGCCGCAGCUCUCGCGACCGAGACCGUCGUCGCGGAUCUCGCUCCCGGGACCGCCGUCGCAGAUCACGCUCUCGGGAACGCCGCCGCCGUUCUCGCUCACGCUCCCGUUCUCGUGACCAUCGUCGCAAAUCUCGCUCUCGAUCCCGCGACCGCCGACGCUCGUCGCGGGACAGAGAUGAGGAAAGGCGCAGCCGACGUUCCCGGUCUGAUUCCCGUGAGAGAAAGUCGCACUCCAAGUCGGAAAAGGCCGAGUCCUCGCCAGCACCACCAGAACCGACCAACGAAGAGGAAUCGGCUCAAGACAAGAGUCCAGGAGCCGAGGAUGUUCCCCAACCAGCAGUGGAAAGCCCCGAAGCUGUUUCUCAAAACGGAGUGGAUAGCCCUCCGCCUAAAGACAACACCUUAAUGGAAGAGGGAGAAAGAGGUGAUAGCCCUUGAAAGAAAUUAAUAUUCUCACAUGUCUUGUUCUCGUCUGUAAAGUCGGGAGCCAAUUUUUAUUUGAACUUCUGAUCAAAAAUGUUCAUUGCGGUACAGAGAAGCUUUCAAUAAAGGCUCUGCUGCAUAGACAAAAAAAACAGGAGUUUAAUAGUAUUUGUGUGAAGUUAACUCCUAGUCAUUCUCCAAUCCUACCUCAUGCAAAAUUGAAUUGGGCUUGACAUUUCCUAUUUUCGGCUCCUAAUUUUCUAUACAUACAUUUGAUUUUCGGUUCACUGAACAUUCUUUUCCAAUCCUAGCUAGCAAGAAGGGCAACCUCUUUUUUUCUUAUUCAAAAAAAUAAUACAGAUGUAAAUAAAAAAAAUUAAUGGUCAAUAUUUCUUUCUUUUUUAAAGUUGAGCUCUGAAUAUUCGCAUUCUGGUUAGUGUAAAACAGUUUUGUUGCUCUAUUUGUAAAUGACAGCCUUUUAGAUUCCUCUAAAAAAAACACAAUAAAGCCCCCUCCCCCAACAAAAAAUAGAUGAAUUGUAAAAAAUAAGUGGCAAAAGCCUUUACUUGUUCCAUUUUAAUGUUUGUAUCUUGUGAUGUGGUAAUUCCUUCCAUUAAAAAUAUCACUGACUUAAUUAAACCUUUGAGAUGUACCAGUUUGUUUGGUUUCUGUUACCGUUUUUUAGCCUUCCCUUGAUAUCAGAACGUAAAUGGAGUUACUACUCGGCUGUGCACAAAGUGGUGAAAAUUUGAUGAGAAAUUUCAAAUGGAAGGUUGUGCACCUUCUCUGUAAUGGAUUAUCAGGCAUAGGAGUCUUUUUGAAUAGCAUGGUGAGGUCUUGCCAUUAAAAUCUGAACAACAGUAAUCUAGAUUUCUGUAUAAAUGUGGACAAAAUGGAAGAAAAAACGGCACUUGUAAAGUUACUGGCCCCAUUCCUAUGACAAAGUUACUGGCCCCAUUCCUAUGGCAAAAGCAUUGAUUUGCAUGACAUCAACUGGAAAAUGGGACAGAAAGUCACAUUCUUUUUACUGUUCAAAUAAUAUGAAUAUGGUCAUAAGAGGUAAAUGAAGAUUGUGUAAGGUUACAGAAGUCAUUUUGGAAUGAAAAAAACAUACCUGGGACUAAAACGAAAGAGGGCCCCAUAACUUCACUAAACUGAAAGAGGGCCCAUAACUUCACUAAAACGAAAGAGGGCCCCAUAACUUCACAAUGGCCAAAAACAAAAUCAUUAAUGUGAUGGAAGUAUGUGUAUCUCAUUCCAGCUUAUAUGUUGUUAAAUUUAAUGUACACUUGUCUCUUCUGAUACAUGUACUACUCAUUCUUAUUGCCUUAAUCGCUUACAUUUUGCAGAUAAUCUGAAAGAAUUUUGUGAUUUCAUUUAAUUCCUCUUUUAUUUUGGUAGUCAUGGAAACUGUUUUGACCUUUAAAGCAUGUGUAAUCUGUAUUGUACUAUUGUUAUGCCCCUGCAUUUUUGUGUUUUUAUAAUGACCUCCCUUACCUUAAAAUAAAUUGCAGAGUAAACUUUCUGCUUUCAUUGUUCAAUGUUCAUACAUGUAUAUAAUACUAAAAUUGGCCUCCUCAGCACAAAUGAUUUGUGUUCAAUAAACGGACAUUUCUGGUUAGAAGGAAGGGUA